AGGCCCGGGCGAACGAGUUGGCUCACCAGGCUUGCUACAAGCUGGUGAAGGACAUGCACUACGAGGCGCGUGUCCAGGCCGUCGUUGUGUACUGCGCCGAGUUCGAGAAGAGGAGUGUCAAGAAACCAGCCGCAAGGGACAUCUUCCUCACGCGAGACCAGUACUUAAGGGUGCCUCCGAACUAGUGCGCAAACAAGGCCGAGUGCUGGUCUAUGAUGGUGGACAAGUGGAUCAGUGAGGAUUGGGCCCGCCAGCACGCCUUAUGCCGGGAGCGCCGCAUGAUGAUGCCGGGUCCGGCACAUCAUCAAGGGAGCCUUAGCCUCGGCGAGUACAAGAAUACUUGGUCGGAGUCUCAUCCAGGCCAGUCUUGCAACAACUUCACGGCGUACGCCAUGUCUCACAUGGGCAGGGCGACGUCGGACGUGGCCUACAACCCGGCGGCUCCACCAGAGGCCUACACAAACCCAAGCAUCCACGCGCGCAUCAAUGCGUACACGGAGGUGGGAAGGGCGCUCCACGGGGAGACUUGGGAUCCGACCACCGCGCCACUCUCCGGAGAAGCCAUCAUGAGGGCGGGACAAGGGAAGAAGCACGGGCGGUACUUGAUCGCCAACAGCUUGGUCGACACGGCGAGUACGCCCAGUCUCUCGCAGCUUAGGGCAAGUACCACCGACUCGACCCCGCCCAUUCGCCCACGGCCUGAGACUUCAGUGGCCAGCGUGCACCAGAGACAGGCCGAGAUGGAGGCAAAGUUUGAGGAGGAGAGGAGGUGCCGACUGGAGAUCGAGGCCAAGCUGGAGCAGGAGCGGAAGCUGAGGGAGGAGCAGUCGGUUAUGUUGCAAAGCAUGGUCACCUGGAUGCAAGGACUUGGCGCGUCGAUGAACUAUGCGACGCCGCCUCCUCCCUUUCGUCUUACCAGCUCAGCCUUACUUUCCUGCAGGACCUUCUGACACUCCAGUGAGUAU
Messenger RNA from Panicum virgatum (switchgrass), 965 nucleotides. RefSeq lists its product as uncharacterized. The record is from RefSeq and is a predicted model, not a curated record. Lineage: Eukaryota; Viridiplantae; Streptophyta; Magnoliopsida; Poales; Poaceae. Gene Ontology annotation, biological process: transposition. The coding region runs from base 213 to 950 and encodes 245 amino acids. The transcript has 4 exons.